Molecule: messenger RNA, 2901 nt
Organism: Strongylocentrotus purpuratus (purple sea urchin)
Lineage: Eukaryota; Metazoa; Echinodermata; Echinoidea; Camarodonta; Strongylocentrotidae
Product: MAM and LDL-receptor class A domain-containing protein 1-like
Exons: 20
Coding region: 1-2901 (966 amino acids)
Cellular component (GO): membrane
Source: RefSeq, a predicted model, not a curated record
AUGUAUGGCACGCAAAUAGCUGAUCUCAGGCUAUACAAACAAGACGUUUCUUCUGGGAACACCGAUCCUCCUGAGUUGUUAUGGCUACUGUACGGUGAACAGAGUACUGAUCAGACGCACUGGAUACAGGGACAAGUUACCCUUAACGGAACAUUCACGCUUGAGUUUUGGGGCGUUGUUGGCAUAGGCUUCUACAGUGAUAUAGCGCUCGAUGAUAUAUUAGUUGUGCCGGGCACAUGUGAUGUUGCGCCUCCAGCGGCUGACCCAAAUCAAGCUGGUCAAGGGAUCUCGUGUUCCUUCGAUAGCACCAUCUGCGACUGGACUCAGGACGUCACUGACCAGUUCGACUGGACAUUAUUCAGUGGUUCCACACCUUCGCUAGAUACAGGACCGAGCGGUGACCACACAUCUGGGACAGGAGGGUACGUCUUCACAGAGGCUUCUGCGCCGAGAUUACCGGGGGACAUCGCCAUCCUCACCUCGUCCGAGAUGGCACCAACCGGCCCGUCUGGUGCAUGCUUUGCCUGGUGGUACCACAUGUUUGGCGGUACCAUGGGCACCUUCAAUGUGUACCAAGAAAACAAUGGUGCGAGAAACCAGCGAUGGUCUAGAACCGGAGAUCAGGCGAAUGAGUGGCUCAUCGCGCAGCUCUGGAUUAAUAGCACAGAACCAACGAAGAUUCUUUUUGAAGGCAUAGUGGGAACAUCUUGGGAAAGCGACAUCGCGAUUGAUGAUAUCACCUACUUAGAGGGACCCUGCCCUCCACCUGCAAUAUGUGACUUUUCAGACGACAUCUGUGAUUGGUCACAGGAGACAUUGUUGGAUGAUUUUGAUUGGCUGAUUGGAUCUGGAGCCGAUACACGUUACGGACCAUCUGGGACCAGCUCCCUACCGGACAAAACAUCGGGAGUCAUCGGAGGUGGAUAUGAGUUUAUAGAUCUAAAGGACUCCGCGUUGAACCCUGGGGAGUCAGCCAUGAUAAACAGCGCCCUCAGAUCACCACCAGACAGCGGCGCGGACUGUCUUGGUCUCUGGUACCACAUCGACGCCGUGGAUGUGGGUGCAAUCAACGUGUACCAGCUGACCAAUGGUACCUUGAGUGAUGUACUAUGGUCUAUUGAUGGUAACCGGGAUGACUAUUGGUGGUUUGCGGGUGUCACCAUGAUCAGUAGAACGGCUUACCAGGCUGUGAUAGAAGGGGUUGUCGGUACAGGUAGUCAAGGUGGUAUUACCAUUGAUGAGGUAGGAUUCACACCAGGACCCUGCAAUCCUCCAGGACACUGUAAUUUUGAGAAUGGGAUGUGUUCAUGGCAGAACAGAGGUGGUGAUAACCUAGACUGGGAGAGGACAUCGAGCUCAGCCAAUACUGAUGGGACUGGACCAGCAUAUGAUCACACCAUGGGGAAUGAUCUAGGAUUCUACAUGUUUGUUGAUACAGUUCCAGACCCAGUGGUCAUGUUCACUGGUGAUACAGCUGAUCUGUACAGUGAAGUAUUUGAUCCUGUGGAUGAGGCUUGCUUUACGUUCUGGUACCAUAUCAGAGGAACAGGUUCAGCAUCUUUGAUCGCCUCUUCACUCGACUUCGCUCCGCCCACGACCCACACUAACGUCCAGCUAUUUAACGACACCGGCGACCGAGGGGACGGUUGGCUGUACGGUCAGUUCAACGUGUCGUCGUUACUCGAAUACCAGAUCGUCAUCAGCGCCGUAAUCGACCCUCUAACAUGGGUGGGCGACAUCGCUAUCGACGACACGGCUUUGUUUCAAGGAACAUGUGGAGUACCUCGCCCUUGGUCGUGUACGUUCGAGGAUGGUUUGUGUAAGUACGAGCAGCUCGGCGACGAUGAGCUCGACUGGUCUUUCAAUCAAGGAUUAACACCGUCCGUGGAAACUGGGCCAUCGGCAGACCAUACAACUGGUCUUGUGACUGGCACCUACAUAUUCAUCGAGACAAGUAGCGGUGCACAGGGCGACGCUUCGCGCCUGCGCAGUUCGUUCGCACCGGCAGGCUCGUACUGUCUCGAAUUUUGGUAUCACAUGUAUGGCGCCACCAUCGGCUCACUCAAUAUUUACAUUCAAAACAACCAAUCAGCGGCGGGUCUACCUGUUUGGACCAGGACCGGGUCCCUUGGUAAUAGCUGGACCAGGGGAUCGGUUGGUGUGGUGGAUGUUUAUGAUUUCAGGGUGAUCUAUGAAGCUGUACGGGGAUCAUCAUUCACUGGCGAUAUAGCGCUCGAUGACCUUGAUCUUUAUGAAGGAGAGUGUGAAGCUGCUCAUGCGUGUGACUUCCAGUCACCUGACUUGUGCCAGUACAUUCAAGAUGAUACGGAUGAUUUUGAUUGGCUGUGGGGCGAUGGUAGUACGGAUACCGUCGGUACAGGCCCGGAUGUAGAUGCUACAUAUGGUACAGUUUAUGGAAAGUACAUGUAUAUUGAUGCAACUAACAAGACCCUUGGUGACACGGCCAGGCUGGUAGGACCUACCUUUACCCCCGAACCUUCCGGCGUGACUUGUUGGACAUUUUACUACAGCAUGUACGGACCAGAUGUGUAUACACUAGCAUUCAAGCUGCAAUCAGACCUCAACACACCUCUCUGGUCUACAGCUGGUAACCUAGGCAACGCGUGGUACGGUCAGCAGGUCACUGUUACGUCAUCCAUUCCAUAUCACCUGAUAUUUGAGGCGACCGUAGGGACUGGAGAGCUUGGCGAUAUCGCCAUAGACGAUGUUGAUUACAGGGAUGGCGUAUGCGAUGAUUCAGUUUCGUGUGAUUUUGAGACUGAUCUGUGUCUAUGGGGUAAUACACAGGAUGGAGACGAUUUCGAUUGGAUCCGACAGAGUGGGGCUUCCCCCACUACAGGCACUGGUCCUCUAGCGGAUCAUACAUUGGGCAAUAGAUAG